Drosophila innubila is the source of this 3315-nucleotide messenger RNA. RefSeq names its product chromosome transmission fidelity protein 18 homolog (gene cutlet). Gene Ontology annotation, molecular function: ATP hydrolysis activity; ATP binding. The transcript has 12 exons. The coding region runs from base 68 to 3046 and encodes 992 amino acids. Lineage: Eukaryota; Metazoa; Arthropoda; Insecta; Diptera; Drosophilidae. The record is from RefSeq and is a predicted model, not a curated record.
GCGGGAUUAUUUCGCACUUGUUUAUUGUUUUGUUAUUCCUCGCUGCAUUGGCGUACUCGAUCUGGAAAUGGAUCAAUAUCCCGAUGAAAAUGAAGAGUUCGAGCUGCAGUAUCAAGAUGAGCUGGAACUGCUGGAGGAUAUGCCGCACCAGUACGAUGCGUGCGACGAUGGACCGAGUACAUCCCGUCAAGCGGCAGCUGCACUUGAGAAACAACAACAAAUGCAGGGAACUGGAGCAAUCAAGGAUGUCUCACGUUUAUCGAACUCAACGCUGAGCUCCCCACAGCUGUCGCAGAUUACAUUUGGAGCAAGUCAAAUUGAACCAGGCGGAGGAGCAGCCGUGAAUCGUCGACUCUUUGGCACGCCCAAGGGCUCGACUGUGGGACGCGGUUGCUCGACGCCGCUGCAGCGGAUGCCGCCGAUACAGGAAGUGGCCAGUGACAUUGGUGGCAAUGCAGCCCCGCUGUUAACUGCUGCCGCCGAGCAGCUGCAGGAAUUGGGAUUGCGUGGCACCAACAAACGUCGCCUGGAACGGGAUCUCUUUGGUGACAUCGAUGACCUGUACCACGAAAGCUAUGAGGAUCCCAUGCUGAAGAAGGCGCGCACCGAGGAGCAGCGCGACAACGAAGCCAUUGAACGCAUCCUGGAGCUGAGAAGAAAGCUGCGGGAAUCGAGUAAAACAGUGCGUCAUGAUGAAGUGUCCCGGCUGAAGGCAUUGCAUGACUUCAAGAUGAAGAAUCUUUCAUAUGAGUUACCCUCGUGGCCAUUUCUGGCCCUGCAACGCAGCGAUCUCGAGCGUCUCUAUGUGCGCUAUCAUUCCGAGGACUAUGAGCGACGGCAGCUGGAGCAGCUCAGUGCACGGGGUAAUCAGAUAGGCAGCCUGUUGGGCGAGGCCAAGCAACAGGUGUGGCAGGAAGCCCAUGAGCUGGUGCUGCGUCGCUUGGCACCUGCCACACAGCCGGUGACUCCCCCGCCUGCCACUCCCAGCCCGGAGAUGGGACGCCUUUGGGUGGACAAGUACAAGCCUCGUAAAUACAUUGAUUUGCUGUCCGAUGAGAUGACCAAUCGCAGUCUACUCUACUGGCUCAAGAUGUGGGACAAGGUGGUCUUUGGCAAGGAAUUUCACAGCAAGCAGGAGCAGCAGGCAGUGGUCACAGGAGCUGCUGGUUCCUCCAGCGGACAGCAGCUCAACAGCUUCAACAAGCGAACCGGGAAAUUCGAAUCCAAUGGAGGCUGGCGUCAGCGUAAGGCGCGUCAGGCCUUGAACACCAAUGUUGAUGAGCUGGGCAGACCCAUGCAAAAGGUGGCUCUGCUUUGUGGUCCACCCGGGCUGGGCAAAACCACUUUGGCGCAUACAAUUGCCCGUCAUGCGGGGUACAAUGUGCGUGAGAUUAAUGCCUCGGAUGAUCGCAGUCCAGAGGCCUUUAAGCUGGCACUCGAGAAUGGCACACAAAUGUCAUCGGUGCUGAAUCAGGACAAGCGUCCCAAUUGCAUUGUGCUGGAUGAAAUUGAUGGCGCUCCACGUCAAUCCAUUGAGUAUCUGGUCAAGUUUGUCAGCGAUGGCAUCUAUAGUCGGGUUAAGGCCAAGGGCGCCAAGGCGGAGCACAAUGUGUUGCGUCGUCCCAUCAUAUGCAUCUGCAAUGACAUUUAUGAUCCCGCUCUGCGUCCACUGCGUCCAAUUUCCUUUGUGGUCAACUUUCCGCCCAUUGAUGCAGCGCGUCUGGCCGAGAGGCUGCUGCAAAUAUCGCACAAGGAACACUUGAAGACAGACUUUGGUUCGCUUAUUGCCUUAGCCGAGAAAUCAGGCAACGAUGUCCGCAGUUGCAUCUCAUCCAUGCAGUUCUUCAACGUUCAGAAACAAAGCUUAACCCUGCAGGAUGUUCUGAACAAUAAUCUUGGUCAAAAGGAUCGGCAUCAGGGCCUGUUUGAUGUCUGGGGAGCUGUUUUUAGAAUCCAACGUCCCAAGAAGCAGCUGCAGCAAGGCAACACCGGCAAUGGCGAGGAGACCGUUCAGGUGACCAUGACAAACAUGUCGGUGGGAACGCGAGUUCGCAAUGUGCUCGGUGUGGUGCACUCCAGUGGUGACUACGAGCGGCUUGCUCAGGGAGUGUACGAGAACUACUUGCAGCAAAAAAUGCCGGAUCCGAAUUUUACGGGCAUCUGUGAGGCGUUGCAAUGGUUCUGCUUCUCGGAUAUGUUGCAACAUCAGAUCUCAAGGCAGCAGAACUAUAGUGUUUAUCCAUAUUUGCAGUAUGGCUUUGUGGUAUGGCAUUUGCUGUUUGCCACAUUGGCCUGGCCGAAAAUUGCAUUUCCCACGCGUGGCUUUGAGUUCAAUCAGAAGUGCACCAACCAGCGCAACAUCUUCCUGUCGCUGCGCAAAGGUGUCACCACAUCGGCACAGGGCGUCGGUCAGGGCAACAUUCUGCUGCUGGACACGGUGCCGCUGCUAAAACGCAUUUUAUCGCCACAGUUGCGUUCAGUUGCCGUGCAACUGUUAUCACAAAAGGAACAAUAUGAUCUGCGACACACGAUACAAGUGAUGGUCGAUUUGGGUGUAACUUUUGUGCAACUCAAAUCGGCAGAAGGACAUUAUGUUUUCCAAACGGAACCCGAUUUGGACACGCUCUGUGCAUUUCCAGGAUUUGCUGGUCUCACGCUGCCUUAUUUCAGUCGCCAGCUAAUCGCACGUGAGGUGGAUUUGGAGCGGAUUCGACGAGCGGCGCCCAAAGGCAGCGAAGUGGACGCAACAAAGAAAGCAGCAACAACAUCUGGAGACGCCACAAAGAAGAAGGCAGCGUCACCGCGACUGCCGAAUCAUUUGCAAACAUUGAAGCCAAAGAAAAUUACGGAUUUCAAUGGACGCAGUGCACCCAAGCAGCAGCUCACAAAGGACUUUUUUGGUCGCGUCACUCACAAAACAACAGCCACAUCUUCCAAGGAAGAGGCUAAAACUGAUGCAAUUGUCAAGAGUCCUAUAUGGUAUCGCUAUAAGGAAGGAUACAACAACGCCGUACGCAAGGAUGUUCAUCUAAAUGAGCUGCUUUAAAAAUUAAUUAAUAAGCCAGUUAUUGUUAUAAUUUAAACUAAGUUUAUAUUUAUUAUUUUAUAUAAAACAUGCCAGUAUCGGGCUUUGUUCGUAUUUUCCUAAGAUUAUUUAUUUUUUAGAAUAGCAGCGAAGCAUACCAUUAGGAAUUAAUAUUGCUUCAUAACGAUGUGAAUUUAAGGUAAUAUGAGUUUAGUUUAAAAUUAACAGUUUUUUUUAGAAAAAAAUAUCUUAAAAUGUAAUGGGUAAUCACAAUUUACAACAGAUUUCAA